AUGACGGGACUUCGACGUUCAUCAAACGCAAGUGGUCAAUUGUGUCGUUGCAACAAAUUUUGUCACAUUGCUAAAUUGAUUUUACUUACAGUUAUUUUUGAAUCGUUGGAUGGCAGACAGUCUUCAAAGUCACUUCAGACUCAGAGCUUAUCUUGUCAGUCAAACAUCAAAACGGAACCACUGUCACCGAAAUCAAACACAAUCUUGACCGAAGUUUCGACUCAUGAACAUCUUGGUGGCACAAAAUCAAAUAAUGUCAUCGUGACUAAUAAUAUAUACAACAUGAACAAAAUACACUUAAAGUCUUUUAAGAGCUGUGAAUUUGAAUCUGAAAACAAUGGAAAUAAUCUGGAAAAAUUUGAAAAAAACUGUUCUAGCAGCAUUGCUCGUGAUACCAAUACAGAGAAAAUAUACAAAAGCAGUUUUAAAGAUUGUUGA
Messenger RNA from Helobdella robusta, 438 nucleotides. RefSeq lists its product as hypothetical. The transcript is spliced from 2 exons. Bases 1 to 438 code for a protein of 145 amino acids. The record is from RefSeq and is a predicted model, not a curated record. NCBI's taxonomy places the organism in Eukaryota, Metazoa, Annelida, Clitellata, Rhynchobdellida, Glossiphoniidae.